Messenger RNA from Zophobas morio, 1115 nucleotides. RefSeq names its product clavesin-1-like. The transcript has 5 exons. The coding region runs from base 103 to 969 and encodes 288 amino acids. NCBI's taxonomy places the organism in Eukaryota, Metazoa, Arthropoda, Insecta, Coleoptera, Tenebrionidae. Gene Ontology annotation, molecular function: phosphatidylinositol bisphosphate binding. Gene Ontology annotation, cellular component: membrane. The record is from RefSeq and is a predicted model, not a curated record.
GAGAUAACAAUUUUGUAUAAGGUUUCAAUCUCAGCGUUAUCAAGCAUUGUCUAGCACAACAUUCUGAAGCAAACACGGGCAUAACUACUUUGAACACUGAAGAUGGCUCCACCAUUUGAACUCGAUACCUCCCCGCUUAAUGAGGCGGCAAAAAAAGUAGCCGAAGAAGAACUGCGAGAAACACCCGAAGUUGUACAACAAGGAAUAAAAGAACUCCGAGAGCUCUUGAAGAAUGACCCAUCAUUGAAUUUCAAAGAUGAUGAUGAAACACUGAUAACGUUUUUGAGACCGUGUAAAUUUUAUCCCAAGAGUGCACUUGAUUUGAUGAAACGUGUUAGCGACUUCAAAAAGAAGAAUAAGGACGUUGUUGGAAACUUAAUGCCCGAAGAUGAAAAAGAUGCCUUUACCAAUUACAAUGUCGUAAAUGUUUUGACUAACAGAGACCAUAAAGGCAGAAGAGUGCUCUUGGUUAACGUGGGAGGUUCAUGGGACCCUUCUAAAGUAACAGCAGAUCAAUUGUUCCGCCUCUUUUUCCUUAUUCACGAAGCUGCAGUCUUGGAGCCGGAAACCCAAGUUCGUGGUGUUGUGGUCAUAAUGGAUUUUAACAAUCUAGGUAUGAAGCAGAUUGGAGCUUUGACACCAGCUGUCAGUAUGAGACUGCUCAGCUUUAUACAAGAGGCUAUGCCACUAAGACUUAAGGAAGUCCAUAUGGUUAAACAACCACUUAUCUUCAAGAUGGUUUGGGCAAUUUUCAAACCCUUUAUUAAAGACAAGCUACACAAGAGAAUUUUCUUCCACGGUGACAAAAUGUCCAGUUUGCACAAACAUAUGGACCCAUCACAUUUACCUGGUGAUUAUGAAGGAAAACUGCCCAACAUAAAUUACACUGGAGCCGACUGGUAUCCUUGUAUUGAGAAAUACAAAGAUCAUAUUGCAACUUGGAACAAGUUUGGAUAUGCAGAGAAAUAGUUUGUGAAGCAACCUAUACAUAAUUUUUUCGUUUAACUGGAUAUUAAAAAAUAAUCACAAGGUUAUAUUUGUCAAGUAGUAAAACAUAAAUAAGUAUAUAAAAAUGUAAAUUACAGAUAUAUUAAAAAUUAUGUGAGAAUUAUAAA